Molecule: messenger RNA, 1488 nt
Organism: Penicillium cinerascens
Lineage: Eukaryota; Fungi; Ascomycota; Eurotiomycetes; Eurotiales; Aspergillaceae
Exons: 8
Coding region: 1-1488 (495 amino acids)
Biological process (GO): xenobiotic detoxification by transmembrane export across the plasma membrane
Molecular function (GO): fluconazole transmembrane transporter activity
Source: RefSeq, a predicted model, not a curated record
AUGAAUGCUCUAAUCCGCGAGAGCUUGUUUGGACGCCUCUUAAAUCUUGUGACCGGUAACAAGGCCUUGCCAUACUCUGAUCUUGAGACAUCUAAAUUCGAGACGCUGUCGACUUCAGCUACGUCGACCAAUUCGGUUACACCCGAGUCCAGCCAACAAGUUAUCGUUGAAUUCUCAGGCGACGAUGACCCGGAUAUGCCCAGGAACUGGCCACGGUUAUCGAAGACGCUCAUCAUGCUGGAUGUAAUGUUCCUGAAUUUCAGCUUCUAUGCCGCUUCGGCAAUUUUCACACCAAGCAUUCCCGGUAUCGAGGAUCAAUUCAGUGCCACGACUGCCGAAGGAACUCUGGGGCUAUCACUCUUUUUGUUUCCACUAUCAAAUCUCCCAGCCAUCGGCCGUUCACCGGUGUAUGUCCUGGGAUCUCUCAUCUUCUGUCUGUUAAACAUCGGAACGGCUCUUGAAAAGAACGUUGAGACUAUCCUCACACUUCGAUUUCUUGGUGGUUUCUUUGGAAGCGCCCCAAUAAGUGUUGGGGGAGCAACUCUGAUGGAAGUAUACGGCCCGGGUGAAGUGCCGUAUGCGAUUGCCUUAUAUGCAGUAAGCGGGGUUUGUGGGCCGAUUUUAGGACCGAUAUUCGGCACUCUAGUGAUCGAGCGUUGGCACACUUGGACAGCAAGUUUAUGGCUUCUUGCUGGAAUUACCGCUUUCACAACGUUGUUCAUCUUUUUUUUAUUACCGGAAACGCUGUCUUCUAACAUCCUUCUUCGUCGAGCGCAGCGUCUUCGUGCACAAACAAGAAAUCCUUUAUAUCGAAGCCAAUCUGAAAUGAAUGCACCAACAACGAGCUUUGGCGCGAUGCUUUUCGAGCAGACAGUGAACGAUCUUAAAAUAUCCUGCAUGGAUCCGGUGAUUAUUUUCGUGAACAUACACACCAUGCUGAUAUAUGGAAUUCUCUAUCUAUGGUUUGAAUUCUUUCCGUUUGUUUUUGACGGAAUAUAUCAUUUCAGUCCCGUACAACAAGCUCUUGCAUUUUUCGGUAUCCUAGUCGGCGCAGUCAUCUCCGUUGUGGCAUACGUGCUCUGGCUCCGAUUCUCCUACCAGCCUCGCGUAUCUAGGCCUGGAUCCAGUGUGGAGCCUGAAGCAAGACUAGUUCCAGGACAAAUCGGUGCAAUUUGCAUUCCAAUCUGUUUGUUCAUAUUUGCGUGGACAUCACGACCAAGUGUACACUGGGUUGUUCCAAUAAUCGGUACCGCUUUUUUUGCGCCAGGCUUUUACCUCACGUUUCAGUCUAUCCUCAGUUACCUCGGGCAAUCUUAUCCGAGACACGUUGCAAGUGUGCUUGCCAGCAAUACCUUUUUUAGGAGCUCAUUUGGAGGUGCAUUACCUUUGGCUGCCCCUCGGAUGCUACAGUCUCUUGGAAUUGGCUGGGCAUCCACUAAUAUGGAAAGGCACUACGCUCGUGGAGCAAAUUUGCAAACUAGGGCAUAG